This is a messenger RNA of Trypanosoma theileri, 516 nucleotides long. RefSeq lists its product as uncharacterized. The annotation marks the transcript as partial. The transcript has a single exon. Lineage: Eukaryota; Euglenozoa; Kinetoplastea; Trypanosomatida; Trypanosomatidae. The record is from RefSeq and is a predicted model, not a curated record.
AUGAUGAAGAUGAACCGUGUGAUGUGUGUGUUGGCCGUUCUGCUGUGCCUCGCCUGCGGGUAUGCCAUGGCGGCUUCUGCUGCUGAGGUUAAAGGAAAUGCAGUUCAAGGGAGAGAUGAUGAAGCAGAUCCAGGGGUUGGGGGAGGUGGUCUGCCAGAGGAUAACCUAGAGCAGGGCCCACCAAAAGAUCCAGCGCCAGAAAAUGGUGAUGUAAAAGACCCACAAGAUCAACCAGAGGAAGAUGAUGAUGAAGAGGAAGACGAUGCUGGUGCUGGAGAUGAAACAUUAAACCCCGACCAACCUCCCAAUCCAGAGGGAGGUGACGCACCGAAACCUCCUGAAGAAGAAAACCCAGAUGAUGGUAACACUGAGGAACCUCCUGCAUCAGGUGGUAAACCUGAGCAACCUGAAGAUGGAGAAGAUAACAGUCAAAACACCACUCAGAAACCUGAUGCUCCCGAGAACACUGAGAAACCAUCAACACAAGAACCCACUUCCACUAAUGCACCAAGCAAC